AUGUGCACACCAAUUAAACUUAUACCUGAUUUGCUGACUGACCCAAACCAGACAUUGAUGAAGGAAGUACAACCUCUGCUGGGCCUUUUUCACAAAGGAGUCAAUGUGAAUGGCCCACUUCAGGUCCUGUGUGAUGGUUGUGCCCAGAAACCUGAAGGACUCCACUGCUGCCACAGUGCUGUUCAUGAUGGUGAGAGAAGGGAGUACAGGGGGCCUUCUCCUAAAGCCCACAAUAAUCUCCAGAGUUUUGAGCAUGUUCAACUUCAGAUUGUCGCGAUUGCACCAGACAGCCAGCGCCUCAACCUAUUGAUGAAGGUGUUUGGUGAGGUGUUCACCAUGCUGUCUGAGGAACAGAGGAAUGCAAUUAUUGGCUGGGUCAAAGAGAGAGUUGCACAAAAUGAAUUUAAAUGCGUUCUGAAAGCACCUGUCUUCAGCGUCCUGCCUUCUGGAUCACUGGAAAAACCUAUCAUCCAAAAUGGCUCAUCAGUCAAGGCAAAGAUGAAUGUGAUGAAUGUACCAAGAGCUGAAAGGGCUCAACAUUCAUCGAAUGAUGCAGUCCCUAAAUGCCCUCCCAGAAUGCUCUGGCUGAAGGCUAACGUGUUGGCAAUGAUGGGGCCUUACCUAUCUCGGCUGUCUUUAGAGGAAGCCAAGACCAUCCCUAAAGAAGAGCUAUGUGAGUUUUUCAGGACUCCAGAUUUUUCUCCAUCAUUUCAAAAUGUUAGUGGAAUGCAGCCCGCUCUUGGCCGAACACUUUUUCAACGCUUGAAACAAGAGUGUUCCAGCAGUGAUAAUUUCACUCACUAUAUGGACAGGUUGGGCUCCCUGGCAUGUUUCUUUGAUGGUGCACCGUCACUAAAUCUGAAUCUUAGUAGAAAACUGCUGUCUCAAAUUGAUACCUGUAACAACCCUGAAAUAGACACGCAUCAGUUCCGUCGUGAUGUAAAUGCAUCUGAACUGGUGAAUGGGUUGCCAGAUUCUCUCCUCUCUUCUCUGUCUCUGUCCACUCUGGAGAAGGCAGACCUCAGGUCUGUGGAUCAGCUGCAGGGACGCGGCUGGACUCGUGCUCAAUCAGCAUUCCUUCUGAAGAAGAUUUUGGGUAAUAGCAUCAACCUUGGAGAAUUACGGAAGCUGGGUCAGGCUGUACAGGGGGUAACUUGUGAAAUGAUUGAAAAAAUCAAUCAAACUGAUGUUUUGGAAAUGGCACAGAUACUUAACGAAUCCUGCGCAUGGCUCUCCAGGAUUCAGAUUCAAUGUACAGCUCAAAAAAUCUUUGCAAGUCUGGAGGAACAGAGACCAGGAUAUUUCACAAACAUUAACAACUCUGAGCUUCAGGCCAUUCCAGCGAUGCUACUUAUCCAUCUACCAGUGGAGCAGAUUCAAAACCUGUCAGAUGCUGUGUGUCCUGCUUUCAUGGAGAAGAUGAAGCAAGUCAACCUGUCAUUUCUGGCAAACAGCUCUCCAGCACGCUACACACUUACUAAAAGAGCCAUCGGCUGCCUGAAGAGGAACGUGUCUGAUCUGUCUGCGGCAGAAGUUUUGACUCUAGGCCCUCUGGUGUGUGAGUUAGACCCUGCCUGGAUUUCUUCUCUGAACCCUGCAGCUCUGAAUUCCACUCUGAAGGCUCUCGUAUCCUGUCAGUAUAUCCAGCAACAGCACAGAGAGCAUCUGUUCAGACUGCUUACGACCACCUACGGGGACCCUGCUUACUGGUCAGAGGAAGACAUGAGGGUGCUUGGGCCACUUUUGUUACUUAAUGACACUGUUAUUGAAAAGCUGCCGGCCAAAAGCUGGAUGAAGUCAUAUCUGUCAGACCUGAUGGACAGUUUGCCCAGUCAGCCUUUGGUUCCUCUUCCAAAGGAGUUCGGCUCUUGGUUUGAUCUCUCUGCACUUCAGCGCAAGCUUUUUGAGCUCAGAACAAGUAGCACACUACUGAACCGCAGGAAGCGUGAAUUGGUGUCCACCCUAACAGAGCCCACACUCACUUAUAUUGAGGACCUCAAACAGUGGAAUGUAUACUGGACUCCCACCCAGCUCAGCAAAAUGACUGUGCAGACUUUCAAAGAUGCUGUGCCAACAUUAGGAGAGAUACCCAAUUACAGCACAGAACAACUGGCUGCACUCAGAGCAAAAACUCUGGAGGCAUGGCAGAGUGUUUCCAUGUUGAAUGAGUCCCAGAUGUCUAAUUUGGGCUGCAUCUGCCAGAGCUUCAGUGCUGAUGUGCUGGCCAAGCUCAGGAUUGCUUCACUGGACACACUGGAGACACUGACUGCUUGCAACUUUACACAGACACAGAGGACAGCCGUCUGGCAGGCCUUUGAAAGGGUGGCUGGAAUCAGUGUGGCUGGACUAGGACAUCUGGAAAUGGUGGGACUGGGACAGUUCAUCUGUGGUCUACAACCUGGCCAGAUUGAUCAGCUCAAUUCCCCCAGCUUCAGGGAGGCAGUAGAGGUGCUGGGUCGUGCUCCUUGUCCUCUGAACUCCAGAGAGCUUCUGAAGGAAAAGGCAGUGGCUGCAUUCGGAAAACCAAAAACCUGGACUGAAGCUCAAGUCAGCAUUCUGGGCAACAUCAUUGCUGGUUUAAGUGCUGUUGAGCUGGGAAGUCUAAAUCCAACUGUCCUGCCAUUCAUUCAGCCGUCCGCCAUCCCUCUCAUACCUUCAGAACGCUUAGCUGCAUUGUCGGUCAGCCAGUUGAAGGCUUUGGGUCCUGACAAUGCUGCUGCGGUAACAGAGGCUCAGCGUGCAGGCCUGAGGGUCGAUCAAAGGGCCGCACUGGAUGAAGCCAUGGGACUAAAAACUGCAGGCACUGAAGUGCCCACUGGAAGCUCCACUGGAGUCUCCAAUCCAGGCUCUGGUGGAUCAGUCCCACUGCCACUAAAAGGAGGUGCAGCAGUAGAGAGCAUGGCAGGAUGGGUCCUCCUCAUGCAGGCCAUUGCACCGCUGUUGUUUGGAUACAUUCUCUAAGGAGCAGAAGGUCAAAGGCCACAGGAUGCCAUGUGUCAGAGAGCAGAUUCAGCUACUGCUGUGUGAUCAACCAGCAGAUUUCAGAAAUGUUAUAAUUGCUUUAUUUCAAAACUAUGUUUAAAAAUACUAAGUCACCGAUUGCACAUUUAGAUUAGACUAAAGCCAGAAAUAGUUGAGAUGGUGGUUUGAUAAAAUCUGGGUCUUACCCAUUUUUAAUUACUUAAAUGUAUCUUAGAAACUAUAUUUGAUAAUAUCUCUAUUUAGAUAUAUUCAAAUGCAGAUCUAUUAUUAUGCUAUGAGAGACAUAAAACACUGUGUAUACUUAAUUAAAAUGUAUUAAAGAUGUAGUUUUGUUAUUAGUUAUUCAAUUUCAGUUAAAUAGGUGUAUUAUUGAAAGGUUGUGUUCUAAUUCAAAUAAUUUAUACCCAAACAUAAUGGAUAAUAAAGUUAUGUCUGUAAAGAGAGUAACUGUGCGAUUUGAAUAGUCAAAGCUGAGACUUUAACACCCUCAUGUGAUAAAACUCCCCACAGUACCACUCCCAAAUCGUCAAAUAUUGACACUUGGUCAGGACACCUUGGCAUGGCUUUUUGACACACAGGGACACACAUUUUUCCACAUGCAGGGUCUUCCAUUGCUUUAUAUAAGAAGCGCUUAGUGUCAAUAUGCCGACGCAAAAGGCUUAUCGUCAUGAUUAAAUUAUAUAUUGGGCAAUAAUACUGCCAUUCUUGCAUAUAUGUUGGGGUGUGAUUUUUCAAUGUAAACAGUCACACGUUUUAUUUAUAUAACCCAACCCCUGCCCCUAAACCUACCAUUUGUCAAUAAAACACAGGCAGAUACAAAUAC
Messenger RNA from Carassius carassius (crucian carp), 3805 nucleotides. RefSeq names its product otoancorin-like. The record is from RefSeq and is a predicted model, not a curated record. Gene Ontology annotation, cellular component: cell surface. The transcript is spliced from 22 exons. Gene Ontology annotation, biological process: cell-matrix adhesion. NCBI's taxonomy places the organism in Eukaryota, Metazoa, Chordata, Actinopteri, Cypriniformes, Cyprinidae. The coding region runs from base 1 to 2961 and encodes 986 amino acids.